AUGAUUUUCCCUAUCUUCUUCACAUUUUUUCUCCUCCUCUCCACUUCCCAUGCUGCAGUGCAGGACUUCUGUGUUGCAGACUUGACAGCUCCAGAAGGCCCUGCAGGCUACUCCUGCAAGAAGCCUGAAAAAGUUACAGUAAAUGACUUUGUGUUCACUGGCCUAGGCAUUGCUGGUAAUACCACAAAUAUCAUCAAAGCUGCAGUGACACCUGCAUUUGCUGCUCAAUUUCCUGGUGUCAAUGGCCUCGGCAUUUCGCUGGCUCGUCUGGACUUGGCUGUUGAUGGAGUCAUCCCAUUUCACACUCACCCCGGAGCUUCAGAAGUUCUGAUUGUUGUGGAAGGGACAAUAUGUGCCGGGUUUGUGUCCUCAGCUAACACAGUUUAUCUACAAACUCUUGAGACGGGUGACGUUAUGGUCUUCCCUCAAGGUUUGUUACACUUCCAAGUCAAUGGAGGUGAUACACCAGCCCUUGCCUUUGUUAGCUUCAGUAGUCCGAGCCCCGGUCUGCAGAUUCUGGACUUCGCAUUAUUCAAAAACGACUUACCAACCCCAUUGAUAGCUCAAACUACAUUCCUCGACGUUGCUCAGAUAAAGAAACUUAAGGGUGUUCUUGGUGGUACUAAUUAA
This is a messenger RNA of Argentina anserina (silverweed cinquefoil), 630 nucleotides long. Its product is annotated as auxin-binding protein ABP19a. The coding region runs from base 1 to 630 and encodes 209 amino acids. NCBI's taxonomy places the organism in Eukaryota, Viridiplantae, Streptophyta, Magnoliopsida, Rosales, Rosaceae. Gene Ontology annotation, cellular component: cell wall. The record is from RefSeq and is a predicted model, not a curated record. Gene Ontology annotation, molecular function: manganese ion binding. The transcript has a single exon.